AUGGAGGCAGAGCAAGGAGCGACGUUCGCCGGAAGGAUGGCUGCGGUGGAGAGAUCGCCAUUGGGAGAUGCAAUCGUGAAAGGGAACGAGCGGAUGGAGGCGAUGAGAAGGUUUUUGAGGCACCAUGAGAACCAGGGCCAAGAUUCUGUUGACACCCCCAUUCAUCUCCUUCAUCACCACUGUUUUCUAGCGAAAUCCAACAACAAAACUUGUUUCUUCUCAAAUUCACGAGGGAGGAGCCCUGAGACUCUGCAAAUUCAUCUCCGUCUCUCGAACUCUAUGGCUGAUCGCGCCGAUCCUUCUCCUUUGGUUGCACCUUCUCUGAUCACUGAGCCGACCGAGAUCGACUUAGAAGCCGGUCCCGGGGAACAAAUUCAGUGCCGAAUUUGUCUCGAAACCGAUGGCAGAGAUUUUAUUGCACCCUGCAAGUGCAGAGGGACAUCAAAGUACGUUCAUCGGGAGUGCCUUGAUCAUUGGCGUGCUGUGAGGGAAGGAUUUGCAUUUGCUCAUUGCACAACAUGCAAGGCUCCGUAUCAUUUAAGAGUCCAUGUUCUUGCUGACAGAAAAUGGAGAACCAUGAAGUUCCGUUUCUUUGUUACCAGAGACAUUUUGUUCAUCUUUCUUUCUGUACAGCUUGUGAUUUCUUUAUUGGCAUAUUUGGUGUAUCUAAUCGAUGGACACCAUAAGUUUUGGCUUCGCCUUGCCUGGGGUUUCGAUAGUGAAACCAGCUUCUACUACAUAUGUGGUGCAUUGUUAUUUUUUGCACUACUUGGUCUAUCCGGAUGUUUUAUAACAUGUUAUGAUCGAAGAGUCCGUAAUGAUCUUGCUCAGCCUUGUAGAGAAUUAUGUCUUUGUUGCUGUCAACCAGGAGUUUGUGCAGAUUGCCAUCUACCUGGAACACUGUGUAUGUGGACGGAUUGUACAACGUGCUUUGAGAGUUGUGCAAGUGCAGCUGGAGAAUGUGGUUGUUUAGGGGGUGCAGGUGAAGCUGGAUUGCCGUUAAUAUUUAUAAUGGCGUUAGUGGUGCUUGGACUUUUUACUGUGAUUGGAAUAUUCUACAGUGUGCUUGUGGCUACAAUGGUGGGACAAAGGAUUUGGCAAAGACAUUAUCAUAUUUUAGCUAAAAGAAUGCUAACAAAGGAAUAUGUGGUGGAGGAUGUUGACGGUGAAAUAACAGGAAAUGAUUGGUCUCCGCCGCCGUUGCCGCCAGAGCACAUUCAGCAGCUGAAGACUCUUGGCCUCCUUUGACUAUAAUGGGGUUCUUGAAUCUUGACUUGAGAAUGACACAACAUUUUAUUGAUUAAAACAAAGGAGUGGAUUAUAAUUUGAUUGAGUGAAUGUAAUGGUUUCAUAUUUGAAUUCUUAUUUUUCUUGCUAAGUUUA
This is a messenger RNA of Lactuca virosa, 1383 nucleotides long. The record is from the annotation of a GenBank genome assembly. NCBI's taxonomy places the organism in Eukaryota, Viridiplantae, Streptophyta, Magnoliopsida, Asterales, Asteraceae.